AGAAAUGGUUUCAUUUAUUUGUUUGCUUGGCUGUAGUUUGGAAGCUCCACGUCACAAAAAUGAACUAGAUUGUGCACAGAAUAAAAUAUAAACGGCUGUUCUUUGCAACUUUCUGUUGUUUUAUAGAAUCUUCAUGAAGUGUCUUGGUGAAAAAAAUGUAAUUCGGUGUCAAACUUGAGCGAUGUUUAGUUUUUGCCGCUGAAACAGAUAACAAUUUGGUUACUCUCUGUAAAAAAACAGGCUGGGCGUUGAUGACAUCAAAUGUUAUAGCGCGCCUCCUGCAGUGUACGGAUGAGUAACGUAACUACGUCGCGACCAUCACACGCGACGUCUAACGUCUUCGCUGCGAGGACUGUAAACCACUGCGUCUAUCUGCCACGCUACAGCUCACUGCAACUCUCACUACACUGCAUUUUGAGCCAUAAUACAGCAUAUUGAACCAUAAUACAUAAUACCAUAAUCAAUUUAACAACGCAUCACCAUGACUCAACAACGAAGAUUUUCGAUGAUACAGUGUUAGAAAUACGUGUUUUUCUGUAGGGAUUUUCUACCAAGAUUACCAUCAACAAUUAUUAACAUAAAUUACAAUAUAAUACAUCAUGCUCAUUCACUGCUGGGCGCUGUUUUUAGAUUUAUUCGCUAUCAUAUUCGUAAAUUCACUGAAAUUUCCCUAAUAUGUUUUUAAAGUUUGGAACGUACAAGUUUUUUAACUUUUAAAAUGUCAACACAAAUGAGCUGUUGAGAUUUAUUGAGCUUUUGAUUUCCUUAUUGCGCAUCAUCUUCAAAUAAGUUUUGUUAAAUUGGUUUAAAUCCCUGAUAAUUCAAAAUCACUUUAGAAGAAAGCUUUUUUCACUUCCAACCUCCUACCAGUACUUACCUAUUUUUUAUUGUUUAGAUUCAUUUGAGGACUCUAAGUUUCUUUCAAGAAUUUAUGCAAUCAUCAUGCAAUGAAUGCAUGGUUGCUGAUCAAAUUUGUGAAAAUUUGGCGGAAAUAAUUUUUUGAUUUCUGCAACCUUGGAGGUAAUAACUCAGUACGUACACUUCACAUGCCAUUACUUCUAUCAACCGUUACUUCAUUCAUUUCAAGUUACUUAAUUCGGCUUGCAUUUUGCUGGAGCUUCUGACAUCGUAACUCCAAUAUAGUAACCCUGGUGAAUACGCACCUUCAGAACAUUGCCUUCUACAUUAGCAGUACAAGAAAUAUCUACACUAAAUAGGAGCGCACAUAUCGUAACUCAGGAACAAGAGCACUCCAUGGCCUGCUCACGGACAAUUGCAGCAUUUCAAGGUAUCCAACUCCCGUAAAAUUGGAGCUGGUCAAGGUUUUAUACACCGUAAACAUUUUAGUUUUCUAAGGCAUCCUGCUCCCCGACCAUCUGAGUACCGAGGCCUGCUAGUUCCUAUACAUAAGACCCAUACCGAGCCCACCUUGGGCCCCCCAAGACCUACCCAAGCCCACCUCGUACAUAAGCCCACUUCGUACCCCAGCCCACUUCGUACCCCAGCCCACCUCGUACCCAAGCCCACCUCGUACCCAAGACCCACCCUGACCAUGAGUAUAAGUCCCAGAGUGGGUGUGACGUCAUCGAACCCUAACGCAGCGUUCUCCGUAACGUCGCUCCUGAGUCCCCUGGACGCGGCCUUAGCAUCGCCUUCGUACUCGGCCUCCAUCGCCGACCAGGCUGCCAGGGGGGGCAUCACGUCCUCUGGUGGGGGGCUCGCCCCCUGUGCUUCUGUCACGGACUUUGCCACGGCGGCCGUGGCGAUGCAGAACCCGUAUGGCAUGAGCCCUAUGGCUCAUAUGGCACAGUUCGGCUCAGCAGCAUCCACGUACCAGUACUGCAACACAGAUCUCAGCCACUACCCCGCCUCAGCCGCCGCAUGGUACGGCUCAUCCACAACCGACCCCAGAUUUGCCAGUGAGUACAUUGGGUUUCUUGUUGCAGUUGUUGUACGAGUAGAAUUGUGUCAUUAG
Hyalella azteca is the source of this 1975-nucleotide messenger RNA. RefSeq lists its product as uncharacterized. The record is from RefSeq and is a predicted model, not a curated record. The transcript has a single exon. Bases 1553 to 1975 code for a protein of 140 amino acids. Lineage: Eukaryota; Metazoa; Arthropoda; Malacostraca; Amphipoda; Hyalellidae.